AGCUGGCUGGGGAACUCCUGGGGGAAGUGGAGGCAGCGGGGGCCGAGGCCGGGGGUCUCAUGGUCACUGGAGCGUGGAGUGUGAACUUGGGGGGUGAGUGGUCAGGGUUGGGAAGACAGGGAAGGGGAUGGGAGGUGGGGGGGGCCCUGCCAAAACACCACCAAGUCUCCCACCCGUGGGGGAAGGUGCCUGGCCCCGGCCACGCCCCCAAACAGAGCAGCCACGGGACUCACUGGGGACAGAGGGUGGUGCUGGGCCCGGGGCUUUAGAACCUUGGCCCCCAUCACAAUGGGCCGAGGUUCCGGGGACAAUUUGAACUGUUGUCCUGCUGAGCAGGCCCAGCACAGGGAGGGUGGAGGCCGGGGCCUGCGGCCACGAUGAAGAUGUGGAGCGAAGGGGGGGACGUGGAGGAGCAGAUCCAGGAGCUGAAGACCAUCACGCAGCUCCAGGGUGAGCCCCUCACACCCGCACCACGUCCGGGGCCUGCGUGCAGGAGCUCAGGGCUUCGUUUUGUUUUCAAUCCUCACCCGAGGGCAGUCAUCCGCCAGUUGGAGAACAACAUCGAGAAGACAACCAUCAAGAUCACCACGAGCCAGAACAUCCACCUGCUGUACUUGGGGCUGCUGGAUUACCUGAAGAAAGAGCUGUCAGGAUACCCCACCCAGCUGGACAAGCUGCAGAACCUGAUGGCUGACUACUGCUCGGAGCUGUCGGACAUGACAGUCAUGUCCCAAGAUGCCAUGAUGAUUACGGAUGAGGUCAAGAUGAACUUGCGGCAGAAGGAGGCGACCUUCAUCGAGGAGCGCCGGGCCCGGGAGAACAGGCUGAACCAGCAGAAGAAGAUGAUCGACAAGAUCCACACCAAGGAGACCAGCGAGAAGUACCGCCGGGGCCGAAGGGACUUGGACUUCCCCACCAAUCUGAUGAGUGCGGAGAGCCUGAAAGUGAGGAAAAAGGAGGCCUCCCAGGCCGAGGUCGAAUACCAGACGAAUCUGACUGCUUUGCUGGAGAAAAUCAAGACUGCUGUGCGGUGCUCCCACCUCUGGGACAUCACAGGCCAGUUCCUGGCUCAGAGGAACACGGAGGACAACCUGCAGCUGCAGAUGAUGGAGUGUGAGGAGAGGCGGACGCAGCUGGGGGCCUUGAUGAGGAAGCUGGAGAUGGAGGAGGCGCUGCUGAAGUUCCACCAGACGUCCAGCUCCGACAGCUCCGAGUCCGUCCAGCAGAAAAUGCAGGACCGGCUGAAGGAGGAGCAAGAGAGGCUGCAGCUGGCCCACACGAACAUGACCAAGAGCCAAAAGCUGCUGCUCACCCUGCAGAUGGGCAUCGACAACCUGUACCUCCGGCUGGUCGGCAUCGCUCUGCCCACGGCCCAGAGGACGGCCACCCCCGACAGCCUGGACGGCCUGGACUUGCACAGCAAGCUGGCGUACUGCGAGAGGAAGCUCCUGCACCUGGUUGACAAACUGCAGGCGCUGUCCACUACUGAGGAGGACAACACGAAGGUGAGGGACGCCCUGGAGUCCUCGACUCUGAAGGAGAAGCAGAACACGAGGAUCACCUUCGAGGAGCUGGAGGACGACAUGAUAGAAACCUUCCACUUCGCCGACGUGGACCAUAGCUACGUGCCCUCGCGGGCCGAGAUCAAGAAGCAGUCCCAGCGCGUGAUCGAGGAGAAGUUCAAGACGGCCAAGAAGAAUAAAAAGUGACCCGGGGGCCCU
Messenger RNA from Myotis davidii, 1721 nucleotides. It is a transcript of the gene CCDC183, whose product is annotated as coiled-coil domain containing 183. The coding region runs from base 378 to 1709 and encodes 443 amino acids. The transcript has 11 exons. Lineage: Eukaryota; Metazoa; Chordata; Mammalia; Chiroptera; Vespertilionidae. The record is from RefSeq and is a predicted model, not a curated record.